AUGGCGGAUCCACUCCUGUCUCAGAAGGAUCUCCAGCAGCUGCGGGAGACCUUGCGCAAUGACCUGCAGCAGUUGCUGGACCAACAGACGCGCAGCUUGGAGCGCCUGGUGAAGGAGUCGCCCAAUGCGCCGCGGCUCUCGAAGAUGCUCACGCCUCCCAAGAGGCAAGAGGAGGUCAAUCCUUGGAACCCGGUGAAGAGCAACAAGAGACCUUCGGAGGAGAAGGAGCAUCCCUUAAGUGUCCCCAAGAUAGAUGAAGACUUCCCAGUCGAGGACACGGAAGUGCUGACGGACGUGCUUCCGGCGGUGACGGUGCGGAAGCUGGACUUGGGGCCCAGCAAGAAGCAGGAGAGCUGGGGAAGCCCUGAAAGAGCACCCGAGACCGCCGCGCGCGAGGGCCCGCGGCAGUCCAUGUUUAUGCGCUUCAAGGAGGGCGUCCAAGACUUUCUUCAGCAACCCGAAAGAAGCAGCGAGCGACAGGCGCAUUUGGUCCGGAGGAAGAAGCCGGGACUCUACGGUGAAGACGAACAGGAGGAGAUGAAGCUCGACGAGGAGGCGUAUGACGUGAUGAACUUCUACAAGCGGCAUGGCUGGGCGCAGGCGUUGGCCCGCUCCGAGCGCUUCGAGCGGAUCACGCUCUUCAUCAUCAGCAUCAAUGCCAUCUACAUUGGCAUCGAUGCCGACAACAAUACUGCACCCACCCUGAUCGAAUCACCUUGGCCUUACCAACUCUUCGACCACCUCUUUUGCAUCUUCUUCUCGUUUGAGUUGGCGGUGCGCUUCAUGGCCUUCGAGAACAAGCGGAACUGCUUGCGGGACGCGUGGUUUGUCUUCGACACCAUCUUAGUGAUGUUGAUGGUCUUCGAGACUUGGCUCCUCAGCAUUGGCCUCCUCAUCGCUGGCGCUGCGGAGAGUGGCAACAGCCUCCCCACUGGGCCUUUGCGCCUGCUGCGGCUCUUGAGGCUCUCUCGUUUGGUCAGGAUCUUGCGAUCUCUUCCGGAGCUGUUGACCCUGGUGAACGGCAUGCGGGCGGCCUCACGCGCAGUGACCUCUGCCCUGAUGUUGAUCCUUGGCAUGAACUACGUUUUUUCCAUCGUCAUCAACAUGUUCCUCUCCGACGUCACUUCCUCAGAGGUCAUCGUGCAGAAGUUCUCCACGUUGGGUUUGUCCAUGUGGAGUUUGCUGCUGCAUGGCACCCUGCUGGAUGGCAUCUCUGAUAUCUUGGAAGAAGUUCGAGCUCUGGAAACACAAGGCGGGGCCGAGUCCGAGGACGUCUAG
This is a messenger RNA of Durusdinium trenchii, 1278 nucleotides long. The record is from the annotation of a GenBank genome assembly. NCBI's taxonomy places the organism in Eukaryota, Dinophyceae, Suessiales, Symbiodiniaceae.